AUGGUGAAGGCCAUCAGGGUCCACGAGGUGGGCGGCCCAGAAGCGAUGCGAUGGGAGGAGGUGGAGGUGGGGGAGCCCAAAGACGGGGAGAUCCGGGUGAAGAACACCGCCGUCGGCGUCAACUUCAUCGACGUCUACUUCCGCAAGGGGGUCUACUCCGCGCCCCUCCCCUUCACACCCGGUAUGGAAGCUGUUGGCGUGGUGACCGCCGUAGGGCCUGGCCUCACUGGCAUGAAAGUCGGGGACGUUAUCGCGUACGCCGGCAUGCCUAUGGGUUCCUACGCUGAAGAACAGAUCAUACCGGCCAGUGUCGCCGUCCCUGUCCCGUCUUCAAUCAAUCAUAACACUGUGGCUGCUAUCUUGCUCAAGGGGAUGACUGUCCAUGUUUUGAUCCGCCGUGUAUUUAAGGUUGGGCCUGGACACACUAUUCUGCUCCAUGCCGCUGCUGGUGGAGUUGGUUCGCUCCUUUGUCAGUGGGCGAACGCCCUUGGGGCCACGGUCAUCGGAACCGUUUCUAACGAAGAGAAAGCUGUGCAUGCGGCUCAAGAUGGGUGUCACCAUGUGAUCAUUUCCACCAAGGAAGAUGUCGUGGCGAGAGUCAAGGAGAUCACUGAUGGAAAAGGUGUACAUGUGGUAUAUGAUUCUGUUGGAAAGGAUACAUACAAGGUUUCUUUGGAAUCCUUGGCUUUCCAUGGUUACUUGGUGUCGUUUGGGGAGUCCUCAGGUUCACCUGAUCCAAUUUUGAUUGGCGACCUGUCUCCCAAGUCGUUGUUCCUAACAACGGCCAGCAUGUUGACCUACACGGGCACCCGCGAUGAGCUGCUCCAGUCAGCAGGUGAGGUGUUUGCCAACCUGGCCAGCGGGGUGCUGCGCAUCCGCGUGAACCACACGUACCCGUUGUCCGAGGCGGCCCGCGCCCAUGCCGACCUCGAGACCAGGAAGACCUCAGGGUCUAUAUUGCUCAUCCCGGACAACUAA
Molecule: messenger RNA, 978 nt
Organism: Lolium rigidum
Lineage: Eukaryota; Viridiplantae; Streptophyta; Magnoliopsida; Poales; Poaceae
Product: quinone oxidoreductase-like
Exons: 4
Coding region: 1-978 (325 amino acids)
Biological process (GO): cellular response to oxidative stress
Cellular component (GO): cytosol; cytoplasm
Molecular function (GO): quinone reductase (NADPH) activity
Source: RefSeq, a predicted model, not a curated record